AUGUUCACUGCGCGACCGAUCAAGCGUAACUCCGCCGAGCCCGGUCGAGUGUCACGACGUAGACUCUGUCGAGCCCAAAAAGGUGGCGCUCGCGUUCCGAUUAGUUGUGAUUAUGACUCGUCUCGUCUCCGACAUGUACAUACAGGAUAUGUGGGACUCACCGGCAAGAAAAAUCAGUACUGUCCACCCAAACCCAACAGAACCUCCCCCGGCAAAACGACCCUAAGCAAAGCAAAGGCAAAU
Messenger RNA from Brenthis ino (lesser marbled fritillary), 243 nucleotides. The record is from the annotation of a GenBank genome assembly. Lineage: Eukaryota; Metazoa; Arthropoda; Insecta; Lepidoptera; Nymphalidae.